AAAUGUGAGCACUUGUGAUAAUAUUUGUAUGUGUAGGUUGAAAUGUACACUCACAGCUCUGAUGUGAACAGCUGAAUCCUUCGAUUUGCACACACACAUAAUAAUCCAAACACUUGUGUUUUAAAUUCGAAGUUGCAGAUUAAUAGAUGUGUAUUUGUAAAAUGUCAUUCACAAAUACAAAAUGAUAGACACACGUGUGUGCUUCCAAUUUACCUGUGCACGUAUUGCAGUUUCACUGUACAAGCACAAGUCGGCACUCACAACCUCUCAGAUUUAUCUGUACAUGUGCAAAUCCACGAGCUCUAACAUUUGCAACACAUUUCGCGAGAUUCCUGUUGCAGAACUACCUGUGAGACUUGAAGAUCCAGAGGCGCGAGGAGCUGGGGGCGGGGCGCAGGUAAAGCCGUUUUAUUGGCUGAUGCUCGACCAAUGAAUGGCAACAGCCAACGUGGGUGCAAAAAAUAAUUUGUACGAUUAUUUUACUAUUAUUAUUUAGUUUUUAAACUAUUUUAUAAAAAGAUACCUUUUUAUAACAUUAAAUUGACGAAUAUGUACAUACCAGUAAAAGAGCAGCAAAGUCAGUUGAUUGGCUAGAGCCAGCCAAUGAAAUGGGACGUUUUUGUACGUCAGCACACAGGGCAGCUCACGCUGUUUUUCAUGGUCGCGAUGGCGGCAUCGAAUAAUCCGAGGGAACUGUUGUUGAAUCACUUAUUGCAACGGCUUUGUAAUCGCCUGACACUCUGGCUAGAACGUAUCCCACUUGACAUAGACUUUCUAGAAUUUACAUGUGCCCAGGAGCUGGUCAUUUUUAGUGCCAUCUCACAUCAGAUUCCCCUUGCACAUGAAGUGUAUGAUGCACUUUACCAGGUACACCAAAUGGCUGUACACCAGCACUAACAGUGAUUCACAUGUCAUAGUUUGCGAAGAGAAAGGAACAAAUGGCCGUCCACGGAUUUUACUAUAUGAAGAUUCUGUAUCCCAACUGCUUUCUUCAGGAUUUCCUGUGACAUGUAUUGCAAGGUUGCUCGGGGUGUCUAGGUUCACAAUUCAUAGACAGAUGGUGGAAUGGGGGUUGUCUGUAAAGUCAACCUACAGCAACUUAACAGAUGCAGAGCUUGAUUCACUUGUGGCAAAAAUCCACACUAGCAAUCCCAAUGCAGGUUACAGAAUUAUGAUGGGACUUCUGAGAGCACAAGGUCAUCAAGUCCAAUGGGAUAGAGUUCGUACUUCAAUGCAUCGUGUUGACACUGCAAGCAUCGUUUCCAGGAUGUCACAGUUAGGAUGUGUGGUUAGAAGGACAUACUCUGUCCCCAGUCCAAAGUCCCUAAUGCACAUAGACACAAACCACAAGUUGAUACGGUAUAACAUCGUGAUAUUUGGAGGUAUCGAUGGCUUCUCCAGGAAGAUAAUGUAUCUUGGUGUCUCGAAUAACAAUCUGGCGUCGACAACACUGUCUUUUUUCCGUGAGGCAGUCCAGAAGUUUGGAUUUCCAAUGAGGGUUCGAGGUGAUCACGGAGGGGAGAACGUAGACGUGGCCUGCCUCAUGUUUUCUGUCCGUGGAACAGGGAGAAGUAGCUUUAUCGCGGGUAAAAGUGUUCACAAUCAGAGAAUCGAGCGAUUGUGGCGGGAUGUGUUUACUGCAGUUACCUCCCACUUUUACCAUGUUCUGCAUGCACCAGCUGGAAGAGAAUGAACAUCUUGAUCUAUCCAGCAGUCUUCACAUUUUCUGCUGUCACUAUGCCUUCAUCCCACGUCUCCAGGCCCAUCUCAAUACAUUUACAGAUGGAUGGGACAACCAUCCCAUUUCAUCUGAGGGCAACCUCUCUCCUAAUCAGCUGUGGCAACUUGGGCAGCAGUACCAUUCAGAAGACUGUGAUGAGAUUCUACAGAUUCCACAAAUAGACUGGGAAAGCAGUGGUCUUGUCAACAGUGACACAAAUUCUGGCAUUCAGGUUCCUGAAAUUGACUGUCCACUUACCUUGGUGGAACUUAAUCAACUAAAGGUUGCUGUGAACCCAAUGCAGCCAUCAGAAAAUUUUGGGGCAGAUGUUUACAUUGCUACACUGCAGUACAUGCAUAGCAUUGGUUAUAUGUAAUUGAAAUAACAAAAUUACUCAAAGAACAAUUUGUCUUGAUAUUUUAUUUGGUUUGAACAGUAGCAGAACAUUAACGUAAUCAUUUCAAUCAGUGUUUUGUCUUGCUACAUCUGUAGCUGCCUCUAAACAUCUUGACAUGACAAUUAAAGCUUUAUUUUCAACACAGUAUAAAACGUUUCACUUAUUUAACAUUACUUAAGAAGACUCUAAUAUACGUAAAAUG
Molecule: messenger RNA, 2319 nt
Organism: Danio aesculapii
Lineage: Eukaryota; Metazoa; Chordata; Actinopteri; Cypriniformes; Danionidae
Exons: 7
Coding region: 842-1693 (283 amino acids)
Biological process (GO): DNA recombination
Molecular function (GO): DNA strand exchange activity; DNA binding
Source: RefSeq, a predicted model, not a curated record